Molecule: messenger RNA, 1883 nt
Organism: Lynx canadensis (Canada lynx)
Lineage: Eukaryota; Metazoa; Chordata; Mammalia; Carnivora; Felidae
Gene: FUT9
Product: fucosyltransferase 9
Exons: 1
Coding region: 4-1083 (359 amino acids)
Cellular component (GO): membrane
Molecular function (GO): alpha-(1->3)-fucosyltransferase activity
Source: RefSeq, a predicted model, not a curated record
AUUAUGACAUCAGCAUCCAAAGGAAUUCUCCGCCCAUUUUUAAUUGUCUGCAUUAUCCUGGGUUGUUUCAUGGCAUGUCUGCUCAUUUACAUCAAGCCCACCAACAGCUGGAUCUUCAGUCCAAUGGAGUCAGCCAGCUCAGUGCUAAAAAUGAAAAACUUCUUCUCCACCAAAACUGAUUAUUUUAAUGAAACUACUAUCCUGAUUUGGGUGUGGCCAUUUGGGCAGACCUUUGACCUUACAUCUUGCCAAACAAUGUUCAACAUCCAAGGAUGCCAUCUUACCACAGACCGUUCCCUAUACAACAAAUCUCAUGCGGUUCUGAUCCAUCACCGAGAUAUCAGUUGGGAUCUGACUAACUUACCUCAGCAGGCUAGGCCACCCUUCCAGAAAUGGAUUUGGAUGAAUUUGGAAUCACCAACCCACACGCCCCAAAAGAGUGGCAUUGAGCACCUGUUCAACUUGACUCUGACUUACCGCCGUGACUCAGAUAUCCAAGUGCCUUAUGGCUUCUUGACGGUGAGCACAAACCCCUUCGUGUUUGAAGUGCCAAGCAAAGAGAAGUUAGUGUGCUGGGUUGUAAGUAACUGGAAUCCUGAGCAUGCGAGGGUCAAGUAUUACAAUGAGCUGAGCAAAAGCAUUGAAAUCCAUACAUACGGGCAAGCAUUUGGAGAGUAUGUGAAUGAUAAAAAUUUGAUUCCUACCAUAUCUACUUGCAAAUUUUAUCUGUCUUUUGAAAACUCAAUCCACAAAGAUUACAUCACAGAAAAGCUCUACAAUGCUUUUCUAGCCGGCUCUGUCCCUGUUGUUCUGGGGCCGUCUAGGGAAAAUUAUGAGAAUUAUAUUCCAGCAGAUUCAUUCAUUCAUGUGGAAGAUUAUAACUCUCCCAGUGAGCUCGCAAAAUAUCUGAAAGAAGUUGACAAAAACAAUAAGUUAUACCUUAGUUACUUUAACUGGAGGAAGGAUUUCACAGUAAACCUUCCACGAUUUUGGGAAUCACAUGCAUGCUUGGCUUGUGAUCAUGUGAAAAGGCAUCAAGAAUAUAAAUCUGUGGGUAAUUUAGAGAAAUGGUUUUGGAAUUAAAGUUUUCCAUCAUUUGCACACUUGGAGAAAUUAUUUUGAUGAGCUAUCAUCCAAGUUUUGAGGAUAAGAAGAGAGACAACAUUCUGCUUUUGUGUCACAAUUUAUUUUUAUCACUCUCUCUUGGGUAACAUGUAUAUUUUGAUGGAGAUUUUUGAGAGCUCAGCAUUAGCAAUCACUCCCUUUGGUUUUAAAUUAUCCUGUAUAUACCUAAUUAUGUGCACUGAAAGUUAAUUUAUUCUUUGCUACCAUUUGUAAACAUUGUUUUCCACAUUUUGGUAGUUGUUUGUAAUGUAAGUUUGUGAUAUGAUUGUUGUUUCUACAUUGGUCAGCUGUUUAAUCUAUUUGGGAAAUGAAGAUGCACACUUAAAAUAUGAAAUAUUUUCACUAAAUAUCAUAAUUUCUAGUUCCAACUUUGCAUAAUGUAACAAAGGAAAAGCAUUGGUAAUUGAGUUCUAACCUCUUUGACUUUGAAGUGAACAAAGUGUAUAACUGCCUCUAUUUGAUCUAUUUUUUACCUGUUUACCACAUUUUUUGUGAAGGAAAAAUUAUUCAUAUAAUGAAUAAGAAAGAGACUGAAGCAGAACUGUUUUAUUCAGGAAACUAGUAGACUUCUCAUUUAUUUUCAUUAAGCUGUCUUGCAAAUGCAGCUACCUGUUCUCAUGAUCUUAAGUUAAAUUAUUCAAGUAUUUUUACAUAUCCAAUUUGGGGGGACUUUUAGAACCUGGGAAAUAAUCCUGACAACACUUAAGAAUAUCUAAGACAGGGGCGCCUGGGUGGCGCAGUCGGUUAAGCGUCCGACU